UUCACUCAUAAAUUGGUUCAAAUUUUAUUAUUUAUUUGAUUCUUUUGAGAUUAUUUUUUAAUUAUAAUGAGUUUAUGGGAGAUAUUCUUAAAUGCGAUCAAUGAUGUUAAGCUUGGAUUUCUCAUUUCAAUGGUAGUGGGUUAUAGUUUUUAUCGACUAUCUAAAAAAAAUACUGCUCCUGCUAGUCAACCAAAACUUCCAAUAGAUCAUGUGGUUAUUCAAGAAAAUAGUGAUGAUGGUGAAUAUAAGAUGGUACUUGUUGUCAGAACUGACUUAAAAAUGGGCAAAGGAAAAAUUGCAGCUCAAUGUUGUCAUGCUGCAGUUAGUAAUUAUAAAUCAGCUCGAAAAUAUAAAGAUCUCUUAGCUGGAUGGGAGGAUUGUGGUCAAAAGAAAAUUGCAGUCAAAGUUGAUUCUCUUGAAGAUUUACACACUGUAGCAAGUUGUGCACGAUCUCGUGGUCUUAUCGUAAACGUGAUAGCAGACGCUGGACACACCCAAGUAGCUGCUGGCUCACAUACCGUAUGUGGUAUCGGUCCAGGUCCAUCUAAUCUUAUAGAUGAAGUUACUGGGCAUCUGAAAUUAUACUAAUUACGUGACAGAGUAAAGUGUUUCAGGGGGGUAUCCACUGCAUUCCUCAGGUACAGCCAUCUUGGAAUGUGACCCCUGAUCCAAUCCUUGGGCCUGGUAUAUUAUCGGGCCUGUUAAGAGUGGGGCCAACUGGGCCUGAUAGUUACAUGUUACAUCAACAGAACAGCUGAAGUGAACU
Molecule: messenger RNA, 766 nt
Organism: Chelonus insularis
Lineage: Eukaryota; Metazoa; Arthropoda; Insecta; Hymenoptera; Braconidae
Product: peptidyl-tRNA hydrolase 2, mitochondrial-like
Exons: 4
Coding region: 67-588 (173 amino acids)
Cellular component (GO): cytosol; mitochondrion
Molecular function (GO): peptidyl-tRNA hydrolase activity
Source: RefSeq, a predicted model, not a curated record